Neoarthrinium moseri is the source of this 1296-nucleotide messenger RNA. RefSeq lists its product as uncharacterized. Bases 1 to 1296 code for a protein of 431 amino acids. Gene Ontology annotation, molecular function: FAD binding. The transcript is spliced from 3 exons. The record is from RefSeq and is a predicted model, not a curated record. NCBI's taxonomy places the organism in Eukaryota, Fungi, Ascomycota, Sordariomycetes, Amphisphaeriales, Apiosporaceae.
AUGGCCACGCAAAUGCACGAGAAAAAGAAAUUACAUUUUAUAAUCGUCGGUGGCUCUCUUGGCGGUUUAGCUGCUGGGUUGGCCUUGAAAGCCAUAGGACAUGAUACGACUAUCUUGGAACGAAACCCUACUCCGGUUCUAGAAGAACAAGGGGCUGGGAUCGUUGCCGGCGGUGACACGCUGCAGUUUUUCAAAAAGUACAACCGGUGUGACAGGCCCAUCGCAGUCACCUCCCACCGUCGUCAGUACCUUGACAGGGACGGCAAUGUCGUCCACAAGGAGGAUAUGGAGCAAAACAUGACUUCAUGGGACCUUGCUUACUUCCUCAUGCGCGCAAACUAUGAUGGUAUCAAUAGCGAGCAUUGUAAGGCACCGAGUCCCGAGGCAACUGACGGAAUGGCGAUUCACCUUCAUGAUCAUAACGUUACAGAAAUCAAGGAGGAUGGACAGGGCGUACGGGUCUUCUGGAAAACAAGUCGCGGUGAAGAGGGUAGCAUUGUAGGUGACAUUAUCAUAGGGGCUGACGGACCAAGUUCGACUGUGCGGAAGCUCUUGCAACCGGGUGUAGAGAGGGCGUAUGCGGGGUACUGCGCUCUGCGCGGGACAAUACGCGAAGACAGUGUCAGUGAAGCCACCAGAGAGACGUUCAGCGAGCGAUUCACCUUUUUCCAUUGUCGCGGGGUUCAGAUCCUGGCAUACCUCAUACCGGGGAGGAACGGCAGUGUGGAUCGAGGGCAGCGACUGAUUAACUUUGUCUACUACACCAACUUCCCCGAAGGAUCGCCUGAGCUCGAAGAGAUCAUGACGGACAAGCACGGCAAAAGGCGGCUGAUCACGAUGCCUCCGGGCAUGACGGACCCAAAUGCUUGGGAGAAGCAGCGCCAGGUUGCCAGAGAGCGUCUGCCUCAGCCAUUUGCAGAGAUCGUCUGCGGAACCAAGACACCCUUCGUCCAAGCUGUGACGGACGUGAUUAGCCCGACCAACGAGUAUCUCAACGGGAAGGUUGUCCUUAUCGGCGAUUCCCUUGCUGGAUUCCGUCCUCACACUGUAGCGUCGACCUCGCAAGCUGCCUUUGAUGCCAUGAUCUUCGCCGACUACAUCGAGGGCAAGGUGUCAAAGGGGAAGUGGAAGAAAGAGACGAUGGGAUUUGCUCGAUACAUCCAGAAGAGAGGCGUGGAUAUGGGCAACAGAAGUCAGCACGAGGACUUGCCGCUGGAGGAACAUAUCCACGAUCGUAAUGUAGCUUCGACACCAAGGGAGAAGGAGGUGUAUCCGGAUUGGGCGACAGCCAUAUGA